Penicillium alfredii is the source of this 1335-nucleotide messenger RNA. RefSeq names its product FAD-dependent oxidoreductase. The transcript has 2 exons. The coding region runs from base 1 to 1335 and encodes 444 amino acids. Gene Ontology annotation, molecular function: FAD binding; monooxygenase activity. The record is from RefSeq and is a predicted model, not a curated record. NCBI's taxonomy places the organism in Eukaryota, Fungi, Ascomycota, Eurotiomycetes, Eurotiales, Aspergillaceae.
AUGCCACCGCACAAGGUCAUAGUGGUCGGGGGUGGCAUCGCGGGAAUUGCAUGCGCACUGGCCAUGUCCCGCGAACUGUCACCCUUUGUGCCUAAUCUGCAAAUCACCGUGUUUGAGCGGCAUGAGGUUCUCUCGACCUCGGGCGGUGCCAUCAACCUAACCCCCGUGGCACAGCGCCAUCUCGCCCAGUUGGGGAUUUUGGCAGAGCUGGAUCGAAUGGGGCCCGAUGGAGGAGCCGACGUGGAUGCCAUCGAGCUCUUCUCCAUGCGUUCGGGUCACUCCAUCGGCUCCAUUGACUUUACCGACCAGGACGGAAAUGGCUUUGGAGGGUAUAAAGGCCGACGGGUCAUGCGCAUCGUCUUGUCGAUGGCACUGAUGAACGUGGUUGAGUGCACCCGUAAUGUCGAGAUUGUGUUUGGGAAGAAGGUCGUCGGUGGAGCAGAAAUCAAUGACCAGGCCGUGGUGCAGUUCGACGAUGGAACCGAGGCAAUCGGGGAUUUGGCUAUUGGCUGCGAUGGCGUUCACUCGGCGAUUCGCACGCGAUGGGUUGACCCUGACCGGCCGUCGGAGUAUACGGGGAUGUCGUUUUUGCAGGCCACCAUGCCGUCCGACAGCGUUUCGUCGCGCAUUCAUUUCCACUCAUCAGCACUGAAUAUCUCGCGCCACGGGUCAAUGCUGACCAGCUAUUGUGACCGCGACCGCCAGCAGAUUUUCACUGCUGCCAUUGUGCAGUUCAAUCAGGACGAUUUCAGCCGCUAUCGACUCGAACCAGGCCAAGAUUGGUCUACGCAACACCGAAUCAAAGGCGCGCUGCGCGACGAGAUUCGCUCCCGCUUCGGCAAAUCCGCUAUCCCCUGCGUCCGGGAAAUGGUGGAAAGCAAAGCAGACUGGGUGCUCUAUCCAGUGUAUCAAGUUCGUCCGGGAGGGAAAUGGUGUCUCAACCGCGCCAUUCUGCUCGGGGAUGCAGCCCACGCCAUGCCGCCGCGAGAUGAGUCGGCUGCGUAUGCGCUGGAUGACGCGAUUCUUUUUGCUCGCGUUCUGGCACGCUAUCGCUCGGAGCCACUGGUAGAGGUGUUCAGUGCCUAUGAAGGUCUCCGCCGUGAUACCAUCAAUUACGCAUUCAAGCAGUCGCGUCGAAUGUGGGAUCGAAAUCGCGACAUGGGAUUUCUAGAGGGGCGGUUGAAGGAAUGGAUGAUGCCGUUCUCCCUGCGCAGUCACCGGGAUGAGCGCGAGGCCGCCUGGGAAUUUGACGCGACCAAAAUUGACAUUCCAACCCCAGUGCCCAGCGAGGAUAUGGUGUCAUUGCAUUCUUUCCUCAGGGAGCGUGCCCCCUAG